Messenger RNA from Ectocarpus sp. CCAP 1310/34, 1127 nucleotides. The record is from the annotation of a GenBank genome assembly. Lineage: Eukaryota; Phaeophyceae; Ectocarpales; Ectocarpaceae.
CUUAGGUGUUGGGUGGUUCACGUAAUCGUCUCUCUCUGUCUCUGCCCAGUGAGUUCAUCCUGGUUCACUUGCCGAACGAAACCCAUGAUACUACAACUAACGCAAGCAAGAUGCCUGCAGGCUCUUCGGGUGGGAAAUCCAUCGAUGUCGGGGACGUUGUGGACACCGAGCUUGCCCAGCUCAGCGGCGGUUCUACUGGGCCAAGAAUGCGGCAGCCGUGUGUUCUCGAGAGGGUUGAAAGGACAGCCUGAUUGUGAUGUCAAGACUCACGAGCUGGUAGCACCAGAACGCCCGACUCCGGCGAGGCUGGUCGUAACGCAUAGCAGUGAAUGUGCUCCUGCAAGGGCAUACCCAUGUUACAUGGACGGGCUGAUACCUCUUUUGGACCGCUUCAUCGCGGACCCCGAUGCCGUGAACAGCGUCUCGUCCGUCAUUCCUGGAAGGAUUUACGUCGUCAAGGGGAGGUCGGAACUUUUCAAGAUGACGGUUCGAGAUACAACAAACGGCUUCAAGGCGCUUGCUCGAAAAGGAACUUUAGGACAGGAGGUGUUCAUCAGCACAACCAAAAUGGACCUAGGCGACGUAAAGGCAGCGUUAAAUCGUGCGGCGGGCUUCGACUUGGAGAAGGGCGGGUCCCGUCGCGAGCAGAAGGCGGGGCGGAAGCGGCGAUAGCACAAGUAGCGGUGGUCCGUUUUGCCCCACUUUGCACGCUCCAAACGACGCCCGAAUGCAUUCAGGAAGCAAUGAAGGGACCAACGCGAGGAAUUGCGAUGACGAGAAUAGGUACCAGCAUAGACGAUAAGUAGCUAGCGUGAGGGCCCCGAGCGGUUGAUCUGAUCCCGAUCGCCCUGCGAGUUCGCCUGUGGCGACCGAGGCACCCCACCAGCCAUGAGCCUCGAAGCUUUCCUCAUCGCACGAUCAGUGCUUCCUUCACCAUCUAGACCUACCUACCGUACAUGGAUGAUGCAAUAGUUUGCUUACUGCGACCAUCAUUGCCGUUGGCUGCCAGCCCAAUGCUACGUAAAGCAUAGUCAGGUGGUGUGUGGCUAGUUAAUAUGCAUGUGUCAACCCUCCGUUCCGGGUACCGCAGCAGCAACCGGGAACCUUAAGAUAUUGACAAUGUUGGA